GUAGAGAGAAGGAAAAAUAGAGGGAAGGAACAUGUGAAGAGAUGUGAGAUGGUUCAGAAAUUAUAUCAAAGACUUGAUCCACCACUUUAUACACUGGAUGAGUCUUACUUUCAUUCUGAUUUUCUCAGAAUUACUAAGUAUUGUCGUGACGAGCUGUCUCCUACAAUGGAAGGACUCCUUCAAAUGAUAAGCAAAGAAGAAGCUUCACAAGUAUAUUCAUUUCCUGUCUUCACUGAUGAAUUCUGCAGACAUUUUCUUGAUGAGUUGGAUCAUUUUGAGAGGUCAGAUCUUCCUAAAGGAUGUCCUAAUACAAUGAACAAUACUGGGAUACUACUAGCAGAAUUGGGAUUUGAUGAUCACUUUAUGAACAGAUUCAAGGAGCACUACCUUCAACCAUUGUCUGCUUUACUGUAUCCUGAAUGGACUGGCUCCUCUGGACUAGACUCUCACAGAUCACAUAUUGUGACAUAUGAUGCCACUGGUCCUACUGAUAGAACUGAUGUUGGACUCUCAACUCAUUUUGAUAAUGCUGAAGUAACUCUCAAUGUGUCACUGGGUAAAGAGUACAGUGAUGGGGAAUUAUACUUUGGAGAAAUGAAAGGAGUUGUUGUUUCUAAUCCUCGUCUCUAUCCUUAUUAUCACAAGAUUGGUAGAGGAGUCAUUCACAGAGGACAGCAUUUGUUGGGUAUCGUCUUCUGUGCGUAA
This is a messenger RNA of Amphimedon queenslandica, 705 nucleotides long. RefSeq names its product 2-oxoglutarate and iron-dependent oxygenase domain-containing protein 2-like. The transcript has 6 exons. The coding region runs from base 49 to 705 and encodes 218 amino acids. The record is from RefSeq and is a predicted model, not a curated record. NCBI's taxonomy places the organism in Eukaryota, Metazoa, Porifera, Demospongiae, Haplosclerida, Niphatidae.